UUCUCGAAAAGAUUUUAUUCGUGUCAAAGAUGGAUACCUAUCCUGACGUUGCUGAACACGAAUCCAGUGCGAAAAGAAUUAAACUCGACCUAAAAGAGUCGAAUAUAGGUGAAUUGUGCAAUGGGGGAGACUUUUCUAGUUUUUCCACAACAACAGGCGGCGCGAUUGACAUUUCUGAAGGGAUAUCUGCAGACUGUGACUCAGGAUACGAAGCUUCAACAUUAGAAUCAAUUCCAACAUCUUCACAUCAAACUUCACCACAUACAGACCCAGGCGAUGUACAGGAGAGCUUAUCUAGUUUGUCAGAAAUAUUUCUUACGCCUUCACGAACAGACCAAGCAGACACAUCUCAAGACAGCAUUGAAGCAGACGAUGAUAAUGCGUCAACAGUAAGUGAAAUAAGUGGAUUGUCAGACCUGUCUGGACAAGAUUGGAAACCGAUGGCUGCCAGUAUGAUAUGGAUACAGAAACAAAUGCAAAAUGGCGUUAACCCACGAACGCUACUAAGUGAUUUGGGUGUCGAUUUGGAUCAAGUUCCGCAAUAUGUAGAAGAGGUAACACUUUGGAAAUUGAUAAUUAACAUGCUGGCAGAACCUCCACGAAGAAAUAAAUUGAGGCAUGUUAAUACAUUGGACGAUGUAGUUCGAUUAGUUAAAGGUGCUCAAAACAUAAUUGUAUUAACAGGCGCCGGUGUGUCCGUCUCUUGUGGAAUACCAGAUUUUCGUUCUCGAGAUGGCAUCUAUGUUCGAUUGGCGAUAGAUUUUCCGAAUCUUCCAGACCCCCAAGCAAUGUUCGACAUUAGUUAUUUUAGUCAAGACCCAAGGCCGUUUUUUAAAUUUGCCAGAGAUAUAUAUCCAGGAAAAUUCAAACCUAGUCCUUGCCACAAAUUUAUAAAAUUGUUAGAAAAAUAUGGAAAACUUUUACGUAAUUAUACUCAGAACAUAGAUACUUUAGAAAAAGAGGCUAAUAUUGAAAAAGUAAUUGAAUGCCAUGGUUCCUUUGCGACGGCGACGUGCACAAAAUGCGGUUAUAAAGUUACAGCUGAUGCUAUUAGAGACAUCGUUCUAGCUCAAAAUAUUCCUUUAUGUGAAAAAUGUCAUCCAGGAAAGACUUCUGUCCCAUCAUCAGACGAUCUGAGUGAAGAUGGUGAAAAAAUAGAUUAUAGGCAGCUAGUGUCUUCUGGAAUUAUGAAACCAGAUAUUGUGUUCUUUGGUGAAGGACUUCCAGAUACAUUCCAUGAAGCUAUGGCUGAAGAUAAAACGAAGUGUGACUUGUUAUUAGUAAUAGGGAGUUCGUUAAAAGUACGACCUGUUGCCUUGAUUCCCAGCUCGUUACCUGCGCACGUACCACAAAUUUUAAUUAACCGAGAACCUCUGCCGCACUGUCAUUUCGAUGUGGAAUUGCUAGGUGAUUGCGAUGUUAUUAUAAACCAUCUUUGUCAUUUGUUUAGUGGAGUUUGGAAAGAAGGCAUAUUUGAUAAUAAAUUAGAGGAAGCUCCACACUUGCUUCCUUUGGAAGAAUUUAGCCCCCAGUCAUCCCCUAAUUUGAAAAACAAUGAACUUUGUACUUCUGACGAUUGUGUUGAAAUCAGAACCGAGCCAAAUUGUAUAGAUAACUUAGAGCAGAAAAAACAGCCAUGUUCAUGUAAUGCUAGUACAAAAUGUAGUUCCUUAAAUGUAGCAAAAGAUAUAGAAUUCAGUUGUGUGUGUAGUGCAUCAAGUAACAAACCAACGUCAAUUAUUAAUAAGCAAUCUUCACUAGAUGCAGAAUUUGUCAAUUCGUUGGACGUUAAGUCUGUAAAAGAACGCCACAUGUCCGUAGAUUCCGCUAGAGAUUCAGGCAUUGGAGAUAAUUCCAAUUUCGCUGACUUAGAAACAAAGUACGACGAUACUUCCGAUGAAAAUUUAGAAAUACACGACUACAACAGUUGCAGAGUUAAAAAAGAAGACUUUGAUGUAAUUUCGGAAAGAAGUACCAAUCCUCAAUUCACAGACAUAUCGAAUAACACCUUAACUGAAGAAAGUAAGAUAAACUCAACAUAUUUAGAAAGUACAAGCACAUCAGAUCUGAAAGGUUUUUGGCAACCAAAAAUAAAGAAAAGCCUUGCGGAACGAUUGCCGCCAAAAUCUUUCUAUCUUGUUAAACCGAGCCGAUACAUUUUUCCUGGAGCUGAAAUAUAUUAUGACCCUGAUGAAAAAUUUGGUUAUUACGAAGGUUCAUCAAGUUCAGGUAACUCAGACAGCGAAUCAGAAUGUGAACCGCAUGAACCGAUCAGUAAUCAAUUCUAGUUCAUUACUUAAAUCUGUUUUAUUUUUGUUGUUAAAACUUUUUGUUGUCACCAUAUUUUAUGAAAGAUGAUCAUAAUUUAACAACUUGGAAUUAUAUCAUAAUUCAUAAAGUUACAUUCACUUGAUAUUAAUAACCACAGCAGCGUUUAUAUUGAGGUUAUAUUUACUGAAUGAAUACCUUCUAUUAAAGGACAAUCGUAGCUUCAUUUUUGUAUUCGAAUAAUUAUUAAGGAAUGAAUGGUAAUAGGUUUUACUUUAUAUCAGUUAUUUUCAGUGUCCAAGUCUAGUAAGUAGUUACUGAUUGUAAAGUUGAAACACUUGUUUGUUAUUUAACAUAUGUAAUAUAUAUACUUUAUUACGGUAUAUGUAUUAUAUAAAUAUAUAUUGGCUUUAUUUAAAGCCUUUUUAUAAUGUAGUGUGUAUUUCUGUUUUGAAAACAAAAGAAUUGUGUUCACUUUCAUAGUUUAUGGCUUUAUUUUAUGGUAUUUUUUUUUAUUUAUAUUGUUGAACUAUAUGUAUGUGUGUAUGUAUGCAGCCUCAGGGUGAUUUUUUGUUUUGAGAUUUAUUGAAUGCCAGCUGUGUGAAGUGUGGAUAAUAAUGAAGAAAAUUUAAUGAUCUCUAAAAACGUAUUGUGUAAGAGCAAUUAUUCUAAGUUUGUAGAUCUUCGUCUAUUACGAUAUCGGGAAAACUCUGUUAAGUCCAAGAACUGAUUAUUAUAUUACUUUUCAUAAUUUUGCGGAGAUUUUUUAUGACCAGUGUCAAGUACCUUUUUUGUUAGUGAAAUUACUAGUAAUUAAGUUUGAUUACAUGUCGUGUAAUCGCGCAAUAUUUUAUGAUUGUCGUCUACUUUAUUUAUAGUAUGAUAAUAGCUGUUAAUCGCAGAUUUUUUUUUAAUACAAAAAUUGCUCUACUUGUAUAUUGAAAUUGUUACAAAAGUCUUAUGAUAAUAUAAUUGUAUAUAGAAAAAUAAGUUUAAAUUCAUCAGAGCUUUACAUUAAAUUCUAGUGUUUUUUUUUUACUUUAGAUUGUUUGUAUUGAGUAUUGUUUCUUUUUAUUUAGUUAACAGUUAUUACUUAUGUAUAACGAUGCUUAUAUUUUCAAGUAGUUUUUUAUUUAGAAAUCUUAUUUAUUUUUGUACUUCACUUAAUUGUGGAUUUUUUUACGCAUUUAUUUUCCUUUCUAGCUCUGAUAUAUCAUGCAACAAAAUGUGUUGUCAAUGUGUAGUCAAGCAACAAUUGACAACAAAUUUAGUUUUAAUGGUUGUGCACAAAUCAUAUUUUUUAUAUUAAAUACAAAACAUACUUGCAUUGAUAAUUUUACUGUAGUCAUUACCUAAAAUUUAACCAUGUUACGUCGCAUUCUAUAUGCGUUUAAUUUAAGAUAAUUUUGUAACCCAAAAUUUUUCUUAAAUUACUCGUAUUGUGACUACUUUUAAUCAUCUUUUUAUUUUUAUUAUGCCUGUAUGUGCAGUGUUAUUAUUAGUUUUGUAGAAUGUAUUAGGAUUACUGUUAUUUUUGUACAAGUAUUUAUUCCCUUUUUUUGGCUACGAGUUAGUAUAUAAACAGUGUAAAUCGUUUGAAGUAAUUAUAUGAUAUUAAAUUAUCCUUAAAAGUUAUAUUUUGUAAUAUUCUAUUUUCUAAUUUAUAUUUGUGUGUACAUAUUAAUGUUAUAAAGCAAUAAAAUUUGUUUCUUAUUUGUAA
Messenger RNA from Zophobas morio, 3988 nucleotides. RefSeq names its product NAD-dependent protein deacetylase sirtuin-1 (gene Sirt1). Gene Ontology annotation, cellular component: nucleus; rDNA heterochromatin; nucleoplasm. Gene Ontology annotation, molecular function: NAD+ binding; transcription corepressor activity; histone deacetylase activity, NAD-dependent. Gene Ontology annotation, biological process: negative regulation of DNA-templated transcription. Bases 30 to 2288 code for a protein of 752 amino acids. The transcript is spliced from 6 exons. The record is from RefSeq and is a predicted model, not a curated record. NCBI's taxonomy places the organism in Eukaryota, Metazoa, Arthropoda, Insecta, Coleoptera, Tenebrionidae.